Messenger RNA from Torulaspora delbrueckii, 1029 nucleotides. RefSeq names its product Sec20p (gene SEC20). Gene Ontology annotation, biological process: retrograde vesicle-mediated transport, Golgi to endoplasmic reticulum. NCBI's taxonomy places the organism in Eukaryota, Fungi, Ascomycota, Saccharomycetes, Saccharomycetales, Saccharomycetaceae. Bases 1 to 1029 code for a protein of 342 amino acids. Gene Ontology annotation, cellular component: endoplasmic reticulum; SNARE complex. The transcript has a single exon. The record is from RefSeq and is a predicted model, not a curated record. Gene Ontology annotation, molecular function: SNAP receptor activity.
AUGGUUGCAAAGGCUUACACCGGUAAGGUGGCUUCUUUACAGGAUUCCAUGCUGAAAGAGCUGGAGAAAUUGAGUGAUGGGGAGUCUUACGCCGAUGUUGAAGGUUGCGCUGUCGCACAGGCCGCUGACAUGAUUUUAGAGUAUGAGUCUCUGUUAAAGAUUAUCGAAGUGUGUUUGAACAACGGACACAGGGGUCUGCGAGUGAAAUGGACAAAGAGCAACGCUUUGGAUACGUGUGACUCGUUGAAUAUUGUUCAAAAUGGAGAAACGCAAGGAACUCUGUCUGAAAAGGAAGAGAUAGUAAAGGAUUUAGAGUUUUUUCUCAGAUCAAUUGAUUGGCUGUUUGAGUACAAGACCAGGCUGAGACUGGCUGUCAAGGACGGCCAUAGGAAAGUUAUCGAACAACGGGACCUGAAAAGAGACGAAUCUAUCAAAGAUAACGAGGUGAAAUACGAAGAGAAAGCUUCAGAAGCAGAAACAUAUGAGGUGAAAUCCAGCGCCACUACCAAGGACAAACUACUUUCAAGGACGAAACAGCUAAGUGCGAACCUGAUCAGAGGCAAUCAGGUUCUUCAAUCAGCUGUGCUUCAGAGCGAUCUCAACUUGGAUGAAUUAGAAGAACAAUCGAGCUCACUAUCCAAGAUCAACGACAAGUAUACGCAACUAGAAACCGUAUUCAAUAAGACAUCCCAAUUGGUCAAGACUCUCGAAAAGGCAUCACACCAGGAGAAACGAGACGUUUAUUUCGCUCUGGGAUUUUUAUGCCUCUGUGUUUCUUGGGUUUUAUGGCGUCGUAUCUUCAGAUUACCAGUGAGACUAGCGCUCUGGCUAGCUUUCAAGUUUUUCAGAGGUAUUCUUAUCACGAUUGGUCUCGUCAAGAAUGUAUCGACAACGAAAAUUCCAGUCCCACCAAUGAGCGUCCUCCAUACAACUACUACAACUUCCACUACAAAUGUUACUACAACAGAUACGAUCGAGCAAGCAGUCAACGAGGCAAUGGACCGCAUAUUGACUCACGACGAGCUGUGA